This is a messenger RNA of Oldenlandia corymbosa var. corymbosa, 576 nucleotides long. The record is from the annotation of a GenBank genome assembly. Lineage: Eukaryota; Viridiplantae; Streptophyta; Magnoliopsida; Gentianales; Rubiaceae.
AUGGAGGCUGUGGAGGGUCCUGAGGAAGACAUAAUCCCAGCCCUUAAGGGGUGGGGUUAUUAUUAUAAUGGAAAUUGUCGACGGUCGCCGUUGGUUGCUGACUUGCAGUGCCGGCGUUCAAUGAAGAAGAAGAAGACCAUUUCAAAGUUUUAUAAAUUUCAAUUAAUCCCUCAUUUUUCCCUUCCCCUCAAAUGUCAAGGGCUGGUUCCGUCACUGUCUACCCGGAUCCGUCAAGAUUUGAUCCGUCGUGAUUCGAGGAAGGAACAAAGAACACCUUUCAGUUUUGUGGCGUUUGGAGGAGGAGCCAGAAGUUGUCCUGGGAAUGAAUUUGCAAGGAUGGAGACCCUAGUUAUGAUGCAUUACUUGUCUUACGUGUUCAAUGGAAGCUCUCUUGUGAAGAUCAUGAUUCCUUCAGCAGAGAUCCAUUUCGAAUCUUCAAUCAAGGACUAUACCCAUAGAAUCGUCCCCAAGUCAUCUUGUGUUCGAUUUGGACAAUUGCGGAUCAAAUUAAUAAUCUACGUAUAUAUAGUAAAGAAAAGAAAGGGGUUCUGUAACUUCAUUUCCACUCUUACGUAG